Molecule: messenger RNA, 3273 nt
Organism: Drepanopeziza brunnea f. sp. 'multigermtubi' MB_m1
Lineage: Eukaryota; Fungi; Ascomycota; Leotiomycetes; Helotiales; Drepanopezizaceae
Cellular component (GO): nucleus
Molecular function (GO): RNA helicase activity; RNA binding; ATP binding
Source: RefSeq, a predicted model, not a curated record
AUGGCCGUAGCUCCUCCAGCAGGCCAAGGAGCAGUGGUAGUUGACGGGACGUUGAUCUGUCGACAAAAUAGCCGAAAACUAGAUUCGCCACUGCAAGCUGCUCCACAAACACAUGAGAAUAUUGAUUUACGUUUUUACACAUCCUCAUCAUUGACCCCUGCCCUGGCUGUGAAAGCAAGGGGAGCACUGGCACAACAACAGAUUAGAGAAAGAUGUCCUUUUUUCAAUUACUCUGGGGUGCAUUCAAGCUCUUUAUUUUCUGAUGAAGCCCCCUUCUAUGUUAGUCCAAAGACGAUCUUCCUGUGGCUUGCGGGUUUCCGAUCCCCUGAUGCUGGCCUAAUUUGGCAUUUGAAAGAUAUCGCGUGCGUAAUUCCACUUGGUUUUCUUGUAUUAUUUGCGAAUCAAUUCAUCGGAGGAAUAUGCGUUGUCGAGGUGGAUGCGCAUUAUGAUAUUGGCAGCGACGAGGAGGACUUUGUGCUCCCGAGCAGCAAGGAUUUGGGUACACUCGACGCGGGCGGAAUCUUGGACCUGGACCUGGAAAGCGAUGGAGAAGGAGACGAGGCUUUUAUUGCCGCAAAGCAAGCUGCUUCGAAUAGAAAAUCUUCAAAUGUCAAGGGCAACAGCGUAAAGAAGGGUGGUGGCUUCCAAGCAAUGGGAUUGAAUUCCCAUCUGCUCAAAGCUAUCAGCAGAAAGGGAUUCUCUGUACCUACACCAAUUCAACGAAAAACCAUUCCCCUCGUCCUCGACCACAAAGAUGUUGUGGGUAUGGCUAGAACUGGUUCCGGAAAGACCGCCGCUUUCGUGAUCCCAAUGAUUGAAAGAUUGAAGUCGCAUAGUGUCAAAGUAGGAGCUAGGGCUAUCAUCAUGUCGCCAUCUCGAGAAUUGGCGCUACAGACACUGAAGGUUGUCAAGGAAUUCAGCAGAGGCACUGAUCUUAAAUGCGUCUUGUUGGUCGGUGGAGACAGUUUGGAGGAGCAGUUCGGAUUUAUGGCUGGGAACCCAGAUAUCGUCAUUGCCACACCAGGUCGAUUUCUGCAUUUGCAGGUUGAGAUGUCCUUGGAUUUAUCAUCUGUCAAAUAUGUGGUAUUUGAUGAAGCCGACCGACUCUUCGAAAUGGGUUUCGCUGCCCAGCUCACCGAAAUCCUCCACGCCUUACCGACAUCUAGACAGACACUUCUGUUCUCCGCCACACUACCGAAGUCAUUAGUGGAAUUUGCAAGGGCUGGUCUGCAGGAACCCACACUCGUUCGUCUUGACGCCGAAAGCAAGGUCUCCCCGGAUCUUCAGAGCGCAUUUUUCAGUAUCAAGAGUGCGGAGAAGGAAGGUGCAUUGCUUCAUAUCUUAAAUGAUUUGAUAAAGAUGCCUACUGGACUACCCGAUGCCGCCAUAAAGGCAGCUGAAGAUCUGAACAAUAAGAAGCGGAAGCGCGACGGACCCAACCCAAGACAAAAGCCUACAGAGCACUCAACGAUUAUUUUUGCCGCUACCAAGCAUCAUGUCGACUAUAUCACUUCACUUCUACGUCUCUCUGGAUUUGCCGUUUCUCACGCAUAUGGAUCUCUGGACCAGACGGCACGAAACCAGCAAGUUGAAGAUUUCAGGACAGGAAGGAGUAAUAUCUUGGUUGUGACGGAUGUCGCUGCCAGAGGUAUAGAUAUCCCGGUUUUGGCCAAUGUCAUCAAUUAUGACUUCCCGCCUCAGCCAAAGAUAUUUGUUCAUCGUGUUGGUCGUACAGCAAGAGCAGGUAAGCGAGGUUGGUCUUAUAGUCUUGUCAGAGAUACGGAUGCGCCGUACCUACUCGAUUUACAAUUGUUCCUCGGAAAGCGGCUGCUGUUAGGUCGAGACAGUGGAGACACGCCAAAUUACGCGGAAGACGUGAUUGUUGGAGCCCUUUUCCGAGAUAAGCUUGAAGCCACCUCGGAAUGGAUCACCAAACUGCUUGGAGACGACGAUGAUCUCAGUGCUCUGCGGGGUGUGGCUGUGAAGGGAGAGAAGCAGUACAUCAGGACGAGGAAUUCGGCAUCGAGCGAAAGUGCGAACAGAGCAAAGGAAGUAGUGGCAUCGAAGGGAUGGAUGCAAUUGCACCCCCUGUUCAAUAACGAGACAACGUCUACCGAGCAAGCCCGAAUCGAUAUGCUUGCACGUAUCAGUGGUUUCCGACCUGCGGAAACAGUCUUCGAGAUCGGAACCAGAGGGAAAGCAGGACAUGGCGAGGCAGCCGAGAUGAUGCGACAUCGCAGAGAAAAGAUUGUCCCAAGGAGACAAAAAGAAGAGGACGAGAAAGCAGCUGCGAAGGCUGAGGCCGCAGGAGAUACCGAUAUGGAGUGCUCGGCCAAUUUUGAUAUCGCGGUCCAAUUAGACGAAGACAACGACGACGAUGAUAUGGAAGUAACAGUAACUGGUGGCGGCAAGGAUAACAUGUCCGAUGCCUCUGAAGCCGACCUUGAAAUGACUUUCUCAAAAGCCUCUCAGAAAGGUAAAGGCCGCACGCUAUCCUACAAAGACGCCGAGAAUUUCAUGUCAUACACGCCCAAGAAUCUCAACGUAGCCGAAGAGCGUGGCUACGGUGUACACUCCGGCUCCUACAACACCGCGUCGCAGAACUCCAACUUUGUCGAAGCAGCACGAGGUUUGACGAUGGACCUCGCGAACGACGACGGUGCCAAGAGUUUUGCCGAGCCGUCUAGAGCAAAGGGCAUGCGUUGGGAUAAAAAGAACAGUAAAUACGUCGCCCGCGCUAACGACGAAGACGGAUCUAAGGGAAAGAAAAUGAUACGUGGUGAGAGCGGGCAGAAAAUCGCAGCCAGUUUCCAGAGCGGACGCUUUGACAGAUGGCGCAAAGCGCAUAAAGUAGACCGCCUACCACGUACGGGAGAAGCGGAGCGGGAGGGUGCGGGUGCUGUGGGCAGAGGCUUUGGGACGAGGUACAAGCACAAGCAGGAGAAAGCGCCGAAGGAGGCGGAUCGCUACCGUGAUGAUUUCCAUGUAAGGAAGAAGAGGGUGGCAGAGGCGAAGGAGAAGAGGAUCGGUGUGUUCAAGGAUGGGGUUGGAAAGAGCGAAAUUAAGAGCUCGGGCGAUAUUCAUAAGGAGAGACAGGUGGCGGAGCGGAAGAGGGCGAAGAAUGCGCGACCUGUGGGGAAGGGGAAGAGGGGCGACAUCCUUUGCACGACCGACAGCCUUGACGCCAACCAAACUGCAGCCCCACCAAUCUACGCCCAAACAGCCUGCCCCCACCCAGUCCACCAGCUGUACUAUCCCGAUCCGCACCUCUAG